UGUGUUCGCGCUUUCUCCGUACCGAGACUGCUGAGAGACAGGUACGUUGUGAAGUUGAUCCUUUGUUUGUGUAUCGUGCUAUGUGUGAAAAACGCUAAAUAAGAGAGUUAUGCCAUCUUUUGAAAAUAGCAAAGCUUGUUCAGGGUGUUUUUGCGUGUCAUAGAACUUGGGUACAGCGAGUGUAAUGCUCUUAUUAAGACAUUUAAGCCGACGAAACUGGAGUUGAUACUCAUGCGUCCCGCCACACUUUUUUUUUUUUUUCCCUUUUGAAGGUCCGCAUCAGGGCUUCAGCCACAGAGGUCGCUGGAUUCAUUUUUUAAAUUUUCCAUCAGGUGGACAGGUUCCCACAAGGUCACUGAGAGGACGUCAUUCGCAGUUCGCCUCUUGGGAAAAGGAGACACCUGGUUCUAUAACUCGUCUACCAGACCACCAAAGACCCCAUCAGGCCAGGCGUUCUCUCCACCCAGCGACCCACCAAGGUCCAACUAAGUGUCAGCUGACCCUUCUUCAUUUCAUCAAUCAGCAGAGGUGCCAAAGAAGUUAACUGCGCACUCAAAUAAUCAGAGCGAUCCCGGAGGCAAAGAUGCGAAACUUCACUCCGAGAAUGAUGAUGCACUCCUUCAGUUGGCUUUUUGGCCUCUCCCUACUUUUUAUCACAUUCGCCGAUGACUGCCCAGUUCCGGUAUCAACUGAGAUCGUGACCAACGGAGCAUAUGGGGCGGAAUCCUCCACUUCAGUCACCACCAGCGGAGAAUGUGUAUCCAUCCCGGGAAACAGACAAGUGACUUUCGAGUUUGAUGCUUGUAGAUAUUAUCCGUGUGGCUGGGCUUCUAAAAGUCAUUAUUAUUUGUCUUCUGUCUCAUGGUCAUACUAUACAACUGUGGCUUAUUCAGGGAAUGACUGGCAGAUAUCCUGUCAAUCACACCCUCAUCCUGUGGAAUGUGGGAAGAUGGCUGACUCCAUCUCGUUGGUACGAGUAGGGGCGCUUGGUGCGGGCAACGCCAGACUUGCCUUAACGGUAGAUCUCAGAACUUUUAACUUGUCCUCUUUGAUCACAACCACGACAUCGAUGCAGGGCCGUUUUAUUCCCACAGUUCCAAAUUGUUUAAAUUUGUUGUUAACCCCUUAUGCUUCUUCUGCAGACUCUAUGCCUUUUCGAAUAUGCCAAUCUUUUCCACAAAAUCUAGCUCCCCACAGAGUAGGUCAGGCAAUUCCAGGACAAAGACCUAAUGUACGCGCUCGGUUUACAAACUAUUUGUCUAAAGCCGACGCCCUAGAAGUGGCCACUGGAGUAAUUAAUCUUAAUGCCAAUUCAUGGCUAGAACGGGCUUCAGCAGCACAAUUAGCGUUCCCCCAUUCUGAUUGUUUAGUGUGUAUGGUUGCUAGACCGCUCAUGCUGCUAGUUACCCCUCCUAUUGAUUCCAUUCAUAAUAUGUCAUGUAUUUUGCCUUUGAUGUCCCGAGACGUUCCACCGACUGAUUGCAUACAAUGGGACUCAAUCCAUCCAUUAUCCCCAGCAGAUGCCCCAGUUCCAAUGUUUCAUGCCAGCUCAGUUUCAUUAAACUCGACCUGUUUCCAUAAGGAUUCUACGAGGCAGGGCGAACGUAACGUAAACGUAGGAGGGUUGCCCUCUUCCUUAUGUCGAACCAUAGUAACGCUCAACGAAACAGACGGUUCCGAGUCACUGACAAAAGCACGAGCCGAUGUAUGGUGGUUUUGUGGGGGUACCAGACUGUUUAAUGUACUUGCACCCAAGUGGUCUGGAACUUGCGCUUUGGUUUCAGCCAUAUAUCCAGCUCUGGUCGCUCCUUUAGCAACGCACUCCGAAAUACAUUCAUUAACAACAUCUAAUAUUUUAUCACGUCAUAAGCGAGCACUUCUAGACACUACUCAUCCGUUUUUCGGUUCACAGGUUUACAUAGACGCAAUUGGGGUUCUCCGUGGUGUUCCUGACGCAUAUAAGUCAGUAGAUCAAGCCGCAACAGGAUUCGAAAACCUGCCUAUAUCAGCCAUUUUACCUGUCAGCCCCAAUAAGAACGUGGACCGAAUUAAUUACUUGCAUUAUAAUCAACAAAGGCUCGCCAAUUAUACUCGGGGUGGAUUUGAGGCUGUGUAUGAACAAUUAGCCGCCACUUCCCCUUUGACUUUACAAAGUAACCUUGCAGUUGAUAUGUUGUUGGCAAAAGAAGAUGGAAUCUGUUCCAUGUUUGGUGAUCAGUGCUGUACGGUCAUUCCCAAUAACGCUGCCCCGGACGGUUCAUUAACUGCUUCAUUAAAAAAGUUACAAUCUCUUUCUAAUACAAUGAAGUCACACUCUGGAGUGGACACUAGUAACAGCAUUGUAAUUGUUGCUGUCUUCGCGCCUAUUUUAGCUAUGUGCGUGUGUUGCUGCAUCCCUUGUGUCAGGUCACGGUGUAAAAAAAUCGUUAUUACUGCAAUAGAAAAGCAUAAUUGUGUGAAACCACCACCUUACGUUGCGGCAGAACCGUUAGCCCCUACAACUGCACCACAACCACCACCUUACGUUACGGCAGAACUGUUGGCCCCUACAACUGCACCACAACCACCACCACCUUACGUUACGGCAGAACUGUUGGCCCCUAAAACUGCACCACAACCACCACCUUACGUUACGGCAGAACUGUUGGCCCCAAGAACUGCACCACCCUACCCCACUGAUGACCCUGCUGGUACCUUUCUUUGAUAUUCUUGCUUGUUAUUGGAUUCUCACGAAUCCAAAAGGGGGAUACCGAAAAAAAAAAUUACUGUAUCAUAGCAUAUUGGCCAUGCCCAUAUUAGGCCAUGUUUUUGUACUUCAAUAUUACCUUCGAACCAGCUAGAACCGGUUGUCAAGGUCCUCAACUUAAGAUGUUUUCCUGGUGGAAAAUAGUAAGUUUUGGUUUCGUCCUUACAGUAUGUUUCGAUUUUGUCCUGUCAACAGUGUAAAAGACUUGCCUCGUAUUGUUUUGACUCACGCAUUUGUAUGAUCACAACUUUGGUCUGUAUCACAUUUGUAUCCAGAAUUUUCUGUUUAUAAAACCUUCAAAGGAAAACCUCAGCCUCUGAUUUACAGCAUUCUCACCACCCAAAAUUCAACAAACACGCGAAGGAAAAAGGGGGGAAAAACUCCAUCCUUCAACAAUACACAUCAAUGAGGAAGGUCAUUUGGAAAUGCCACUAACUUUCAGAGAACGUCCACAUCUUCCAAAUAACAAACAGCUUGCAAUAAUGCGACUGAAGCAUUAGACGACAAAAAUGGAAAGAAAUGCUAAAUGCAAAGAGGACUAUAUGAGAUUCAUGAAAUGUCUUUGAGGAUGGUGAUGCAGAAGAAGCUGUAAAUUAGGGUGACCGUAUUUUCAUUUACAAAAGAGGACACUCGUCCCGGCCUCGUGAUGCUUGAAUUUUACUCAACGUUCAUUUAAAGAUUCCUUUAUCAUUUUAAUAUAUUUAAACUGUGCCUCCUCCGUCUGGUUAGAAAAAUUCAGUUUUAUGUAUGGUGGAAAACACAAAGGUGACUUGAAGUUCCGCUCUGAGACCCCCAAUUUGGCCAAAUUUCAAAAUUAUUCUAUAUGCAUGCGUGAUACAUCAUUGGAAAACUUAAAAUCUGUUUUCUGGGGGAACAAAAAUUUUGAUUAAAUUAAAAAACAAAAGCCCUUUUUUUUUAAACAGCAAAACCCUAACUGGAGGUGAGAGCAUGCAAGAGCAUAAUUAAAGACACCAUGAUUUUAAUGAGAUUUUAUCAUGGACUUGUUUCGAUCCAAAAACUCCAUGUAGCAUGUAUCAUCAAAUGUCAAGACACAGAUGUGAACGUCUACCGCUGGAUUUUUGGGGGAUUUUGUGGAUGAAACAUGGUAAUAUAACAAGGGUCGUGAUGCAGAAAUCGCAGACAUCGUGGUCGAGAUGUUCUUUUUCAUAUAUUUAGCCUUUUAAACUUUUUGGGGAAAAAAAAUCUUUGUUUGGAUCAAUUAUUUAUCAUCUAACAUUUUGGGGAAAAUGCGACCGUAACGAAAAAAAUACAAUCAAGCGAUAGUUAUGAGGUAGAUAUCUGACUUUUUUUUUUUUUACAGAUGCUAAUUUUUUCAUUGUGGCGUAAUUAGUUUAAAAGUUAAAAAUAUGCGAGUUUUUUUUUUUUUUCUUCCAAACUAAAUAUUAGACAUCAACCAUGAUUCUAAUCUAAAAAUUGAUUGACUAGUUAGCAACUCGUGUAUAUUAUAAAGUAGAGUUCAUGUCGAUCCAUUUGAGUGGAACGAACCAACACAAUUUCGCUCAGCCAAUACAGCCUAUCUGUCUCCUUGUGCCCUACGAUUGGCUUCCAGUUCAAGGUGUACACCACCUACUGGCCAUAGUUAGCUAAGAUAGGCUCCCGCACCCCCGAGAACUUCAUGAGGAUAAGUUGCGUGGAAGAUAAAUGAAUGAACAAAUGAUAUAUUAAUUUAGUAUGAAGUAGACUUAAAAGUCAAAUCCACUUGUCACAAGUGCAGUUGACCCUCAUGAUACUAGCACCACACCUAUGGUCACGUGAGAAAAUGAAUCCCAUUAUGCGAGCAGAUUUUCAUGAUACGGGUGACGGGCGAAAUCCAGAAAAGCCCCUCUCUCGCUUGGCAUGUCCGAGUGCGGCAUCACACCGUGUGGCGUACGAGCAUCUCACAACAAUAGAAUCCCCCAUCUGUCUACCUGCCGCUCAUCCUCGUUGUCUCCGAUGAUUGAAUUUUGUGCAUCUGAUUUGUGCUAACAAGUGAACAUGAACCAGUGUAUGAACAUGCAAAAUUCAGUGUUGUUCAUGUCAUGCUAUCUUCUUUUCCAUUCGGCGUUUCCCUUCAUUUGCUUUAAUAUUACGGUGUAUGCAAGGGGGUAGGUUUGCAUCGGGACAGUAGGGACAACACUGCCAACUUUUCAGGAAGCUCAAAUUGUCCCCACCAACUUUUAAGCAACCUUAUUUGCAUUGUACAAUGAGUUCAGUUAAAUAGGUAAUUUAGAUUGUCUUCCCCAUAUGUUUUAGGGAUGGAAUUGACCCUACCAUUAUUAAGUGAAUUAUUUUCUUCAUGCUCUGACUUACA
This is a messenger RNA of Corythoichthys intestinalis (scribbled pipefish), 5057 nucleotides long. RefSeq lists its product as uncharacterized. The record is from RefSeq and is a predicted model, not a curated record. NCBI's taxonomy places the organism in Eukaryota, Metazoa, Chordata, Actinopteri, Syngnathiformes, Syngnathidae. Bases 584 to 2704 code for a protein of 706 amino acids. The transcript is spliced from 3 exons.